GGCAUGCGCAGAGCGCGCGGGGCGAGGUUGCCGUGGCAGCGCCGGCUCCUGGGAGGGCGGCGGGCGAGGGGCCAGGACAGCGGGGCCUGAGGCGGCGACCCGAGAGCCCGCGGCCCGGCCGGAGGCGGCUCGGAACAGGCUUGAGCGGCGGGGCGGGCGGCCCGGCCGGCGGGGAUGAGGGACCGGCUUCCAGACCUGACGGCGUGUAGUAAGAACGAUGAUGGAGACACAGUUGUUGUGGUUGAAAAGGACCAUUUCAUGGAGGAUUUCUUCCGUCAGGUUGAGGAGAUUAGAAACAGUAUCGAUAAAAUAACCCAGUAUGUUGAAGAAGUAAAGAAAAACCACAGCAUCAUUCUUUCUGCACCAAAUCCAGAAGGAAAAAUAAAAGAAGAGCUUGAAGAUCUGAACAAAGAAAUCAAGAAAACUGCGAAUAAAAUUCGAGCCAAGCUGAAGUCGAUUGAACAAAGCUUUGAACAGGAUGAGAGUGGGAACCGGGCUUCAGCAGAUCUUCGGAUACGAAGAACCCAGCAUUCGGUGCUGUCUCGGAAGUUUGUGGAAGCCAUGGCGGAGUACAACGAGGCACAGACUCUGUUUCGGGAGCGGAGCAAGGGCCGCAUCCAGCGCCAGCUGGAGAUCACUGGAAGAACCACCACAGACAGCGAGCUGGAGGAGAUGCUGGAGAGCGGGAAGCCAUCCAUCUUCACUUCCGACAUUAUAUCCGAUUCACAAAUUACUAGACAAGCUCUCAAUGAAAUCGAGUCACGUCACAAGGACAUCAUGAAGCUGGAGACCAGUAUCCGAGAGUUGCAUGAGAUGUUCAUGGACAUGGCCAUGUUUGUGGAGAUUCAGGGGGAAAUGAUCAACAACAUAGAAAGAAACGUCAUGAAUGCCACAGACUACGUAGAACACGCUAAAGAAGAAACGAAAAAAGCCAUCAAAUAUCAGAGCAAGGCGAGAAGGAAAAAGUGGAUAAUUAUUGCUGUGUCAGUGGUUCUGGUUGCCAUAAUCGCUCUAAUUAUUGGCUUGUCAGUUGGCAAAUGAUGGUGUGGAUAACUUCAGCGUGUGUGCCUCUCUGCCAGGGUGGGACAACAACAUUGUCAUAGCAACUACAUCCCAAGAGCCAUUUCUCCUUGGAGACUCGGAGCACAUCUGCAACCAGAUCAGCACCCUGUCAUUUCGUGAAUGAAUCUCAGACACUGUAACCCGGCAUCGGUGCUGACCUUUAAAUGUAUGAAUUCACAGAAGAAGCACAACCGAACGUCUUGUUGAGUGAAAGCGCCGUAAGCUCCGUGGGUGUGAUACAUGACCCUGAAUGACACACUACAGAACGUGGGCAGUGUGAGACUUCUCUCAGUGGCCUCGAAAUAAGGAAAUACCGAAAAUGUCAAUAUUAAAAAUAUUUCAGUGUUACAAAUGUGCAUGAAGUUUAAUUAGGGAUCCUUUAUGUUAUGAAGCUUUUUUUUUUUUUUUUUUUUUUUUGAGACAGAGUUUCACUCUUUUGCCCAGGCCAGAGUGGAGUGCAGUAGUGCAGUCUUGGCUCACUGCAACCUGCCUCCCGGGUUCAAGCGAUUCUUCUGGCUCAGCCUCCCGAGUAGCUGGGAUUAUAGGUGCAUGCCACUACACCCAGCUAAUCUUUUGUACUUUUGUUUUUAGUAGAGAUGGGGUUUCACUAUGCUGGCCAGGCUGGUCUUGAACUCCUGAUCUCUUGAUCCACCUGCCUUGGCUUCCCAAAGUGCUGGGAUUACAGAUGUGAGCCACCGCGCCCAGCCGUUAUGAAGCUUUUAGAUCUCAGGUCUAAGGCUCCUUUUAACCCCUUCUUCCAGCUAAUAUGUGCUAAUUAAGAAACCUUUUGUACUAUGCUGUGUUUAUUGUCUGUUUGAAGAAAUAAUUUUUAUCAUGUUUUUGUAAGAUAUCUAUAAUUUUAUGUGUUUAUAGAUUAAUUGUUUAAUAUAUUAGCAUCUUAAUUUAUCCCAUUUUUAUAUCCUGAAUGUGGCCUUUUGAGUGAAAUAGGAAGCUUCAUGGUGUUUGAGCCACCUUUGGCAGUUGUUUACAAAGUGUCCCAUUGUCAGAAAACGUUGGUUGCAAAGCCCCUCCAAGCCCCCACAAGUGCCUUCUGUGGAUGCUGGUUUAUAACGAGUUUAAAUGUGCUGGUGGCUCCAGACGAGCCUCAGCCUCAGCUCCACUUCUGAGAUAACGACUGUCUCUUUUUCACUACGUGUGAGGUUCGUGUUUCCCAGUUUACACGAGCAAAGUCUGAGUUCAGGGUGGUGAUGAGACUGAGGUUCAUACUCUCGUGACUCAAGGAAAUUAUUCCGAGGACAUUGAGUAAUUCUUAGAAAUUUAAACUAUUGUACAGAUCACAUAAAUGUUAGUAAGUACCUAAUGUUUUGCUGAACUUUAAAAGUUCAUUUCCAAAAUGUAUAGGAAUUCACAAUUAAACCCUUUCAUUGCUUAUUCUUUUUUAGAAUAAUGACUUAUUUGUAGACUUGUAAAAUGUGUGAACUAGUGAACGAACAUCUGUUAAGACAGCAGUCAAAAUUUUAAACGACUAUGUGAAGGAUGCCCCAAAUAUCGUUAACUCUUGUUACUGCUGUGUGUGAUGGUGUAAGCAUGUGACUUUUAACACGUUUGGUUUGAAACUAGUGUAGAUAUGCCUGACUCCAAACAGUAAGUGUGGAGAAUAUGGAACAGCUUCUCAGCCAGGUCCGGACUUAACACACUUCCUGAUCUCCCUUGUCCUGACAUGUCCAUUGGAUCACCCGCUGAUGGUGACAGUGCGCCAGAGUUACAGGGGAAGUCUGCCUCGGACUGUGUCUUUCGUUUGGUCUUGAAGUAUCCGGUUGUGCGGUGUGCUCACUGAUUUGUGGUUACGUUGAAGGUGUGACUCGUCUGGAAGGGUUGUAAGCAUUUCAGGAUCACGCUGGUGUCCAGAGGACUUCACGCCUCAGUCUAAUCACAUGCAUGUCGGGGGACCUGUCUCUGUUCAUGUCCCACUUUUUCUUCAAGUUCUGUCAUCUGAGUCCUCUCCUUUUACGACACUGUUUGGUAUUUUUCAAGUUAAUCUUCUUAGAUUUGCAGUAUAUAUAUACUGAAUUUGUGUUUUUAUAGGUGAAGUUAUAAACAUGCUGUUUGAUUUAUAUUUAGAUACUUAAGUCAUUUGUCCAACGACAUGUGUAUAUCUAAGCCUCAUGCACUGAUUUGAAGUCAGUCUUACAAAUAUAUUUACAAAUUCACUUGUGACUUUUUAAUCAGUUCUUCAAAUAUUUCGUGUUUACAUUAAGUAUUUCCAGAGAAGCAAAAAAGUAGUAUUCACUUCCUGCCUUGUCAUUUCUGGAUUUUGGGGAGAUAUUUUUUUGCAUAUUCAUUAAUAAAUUGUUCUAAGAAAAUUA
This is a messenger RNA of Callithrix jacchus (white-tufted-ear marmoset), 3389 nucleotides long. RefSeq names its product syntaxin 2 (gene STX2). Gene Ontology annotation, biological process: synaptic vesicle fusion to presynaptic active zone membrane; intracellular protein transport; exocytosis. The record is from RefSeq and is a predicted model, not a curated record. Gene Ontology annotation, molecular function: SNAP receptor activity; SNARE binding. NCBI's taxonomy places the organism in Eukaryota, Metazoa, Chordata, Mammalia, Primates, Cebidae. Gene Ontology annotation, cellular component: synaptic vesicle; presynaptic active zone membrane; SNARE complex.